CACUGCCGCUGGGGACAGAAGCUUUACUCUUUGCUUUUCCAGGUGCUGAGGCCUCUGCCAGGGAGACACGACGUCACUCCUCCUGCCACCACACCGUGCCACCCCCUGCUACCCAAUGCCUGGGGACUGGCUGUCCUCAUCUUGACAGGUGGCAGCGGGUGACACGGGGUGGUGUGGGUUCCCCGGCGAGUGCCGCCACAUCCCAUGGCGGUCCUCUUGGCUGCUUGGCUGUGGCUGAUGCACCUGGCCACUUGCCUGGCUGCUGGGCAUGGCAUGGCUGGCAAAAAGGAGAUCAGCAUGGAUGGGGACCUGGUGAUUGGGGGCCUCUUCCCAGUCCAUGAGAAAGGAGUGGGGAGCGAAGACUGUGGCAAGAUCAAUGAGCACCGAGGCAUCCAGCGCCUGGAAGCCAUGCUCUUUGCCCUGGAUGAGAUCAACAAGGACAGGAGCAUCCUGCCAGGGGUGAAGCUGGGCGCCCACAUCCUCGACACCUGCUCCAAGGACACCUACGCCCUCGAGCAGUCCCUUGACUUUGUCCGCGCCUCCCUCACCAAGGUGGACGGCUCCGAGCACAUCUGCCCCGACGGCUCCUAUGCUGUCCACGACGAUGUGCCCAUGGCCAUCACUGGCGUCAUUGGGGGCUCCUACAGCGACGUUUCCAUCCAGGUGGCCAACUUGCUGCGGCUCUUCCAGAUCCCCCAGAUCAGCUAUGCCUCCACCAGCGCCAAGCUCAGUGACAAGUCCCGCUACGACUACUUUGCCCGUACUGUCCCACCAGACUUCUACCAGGCCAAAGCCAUGGCAGAGAUCCUUCGUUUUUUCAACUGGACCUAUGUCUCCACCGUGGCCUCGGAGGGUGACUAUGGAGAGACAGGGAUCGAAGCCUUUGAGCAAGAAGCCCGCAUGCGCAACAUCUGCAUCGCCACCUCGGAGAAGGUCGGGCGCUCCAUGAACAAGAAGACCUACGACGGCGUGGUCCGGGCUCUGCUGCAGAAGCCCAAUGCCAGAGUGGUUGUGCUGUUCACCCGCAGCGAAGAUGCCCGGGAGCUGCUGACAGCUGCGCAGAGAGCAAACGUGUCCUUCAUGUGGGUGGCUAGUGACGGGUGGGGAGCCCUUGAAAGCGUGGUGGCUGGGAGCGAAGCAGUGGCAGAGGGAGCCAUCACCAUUGAGCUGGCAGCCUACCCCAUCAAGGAGUUUGCUGCCUACUUCCUUAACCUCCACCCCUACAAUAACAGCCGAAAUCCCUGGUUUCGGGAGUUUUGGGAGCAGAAGUUCAAGUGCAGCUUCCACACACAGGACUGUAGCUGGUACUCCCUCAAGACAGGCAAGUUUGAGCCAGAGUCCAAGAUAACGUUUGUGGUCAAUGCAGUCUAUGCCAUGGCUCACUCCCUCCACAACAUGCACCGGGUGCUGUGCCCCAAUGCCACCAAGCUCUGCGAUGCCAUGAAGCCUGUCAAUGGCAAGAGGUUAUACAAGGACUUUAUACUCAAUGUUAAUUUUGAUGCUCCAUUCAGGCCAGCAGACACCAAGAGCGUUGUCCGGUUUGACCCGUACGGCGAUGGCAUUGGGCGCUACAACAUCUUCAACUAUCACCACGUGGACGGGCGGUAUCGGUAUCAGAAGGUGGGCUACUGGGCUGAGGGGCUCACCCUCAACACCAGCCUCAUCCCAUGGGCCGAGGCCUCCAUCCCCGUGUCCCAGUGCAGCGACCCCUGCAAGAAGAAUGAGAUAAAGAGCAUGCAGCCUGGAGACAUAUGCUGCUGGAUCUGCAUCCCCUGCCAGCCCUACGAGUACUUGCUGGAUGAGUUCACCUGCAUGGACUGUGGUCUCGGUUACUGGCCCAACGAGACCCUGAAUGGCUGCUAUGAGUUGCCUCAAGAGUACAUCCGCUGGAAAGAUGUCUGGGCCAUCGGUCCUGUCACUAUCUCUUGCCUGGGUUUUAUCUCUACCCUCUUUGUUUUUGGAGUCUUUGUGAAGAAUAAUGACACCCCCAUCGUGAAGGCCUCUGGCCGGGAGCUCUGCUACAUUCUCCUGACUGGAGUCCUCAUGUGCUACAGCAUGACCUUCAUCUUCAUUGCCAAGCCCUCCACCGGCGUGUGCACGCUUCGGCGCCUGGGGCUGGGCACCUCCUUUGCUGUCUGCUAUUCAGCCCUCUUGACCAAGACGAAUCGCAUCGCCAGGAUCUUCAGCGGGGUGAAGGAAGGGGUCCAGCGCCCCCGGUUCAUAAGCCCCACAUCGCAGGUGGUCAUCUGCAUGGCCCUCAUCUCGUGCCAGCUGAUCAUCGUCAUCAUCUGGCUGCUAGUGGAGAUCCCUGGCACAGGCAAGGAGACCGAGCCAGACAAGAGGUACAUUGUCACUCUCAAGUGCAACAAUCGUGACUCCAACAUGCUCAUUUCGCUCACCUACAAUGUCCUUUUGAUUGUCCUCUGCACGGUCUAUGCCUUCAAGACACGAAAAUGCCCUGAAAACUUCAAUGAGGCCAAGUUCAUUGGGUUUACCAUGUACACAACCUGCAUCAUCUGGCUGGCCUUCCUGCCCAUCUUCUAUGUGACCUCCAGUGACUACCGAGUCCAGACAACCACCAUGUGCAUCUCAGUGAGCCUCAGCGGCACCGUGGUCCUUGGCUGUCUCUUCACCCCUAAGCUCCACAUCAUACUUUUCCAGCCACAGAAGAAUGUGGCCAGCCACCGCGUGGGCACCGCUCGGUUCAGCGUAGCAGCUGCCAGCUCCAGCCAAUCCCAUGGCUCGGCCUCACAGUUUGUGCCCACGGUGUGCAAUGGCCGCGAGGUGGUGGACUCGACGACGUCAUCUUUGUGAAGCACAGGGUGGCCAGGCCGUGGUGCUGCUGCUCCUGCCCCGCGCCCCUCCCCGAGGAGAGCAGCGCCUGCACCAUGGCCUGCUCAGGUGCCGGAGGCGGCCAGGAAGCUCAGCCCCUGCCCCAGCACAAGCUACGCAUCCCAUGUGUUGGGUCACAGCAUGAGUCACCCAUCCCUUGCACUGAGCCACGUUACACGUUCCCUGUGAUAUACAUCCCCUGCCUCUUACCUGCACUGAGCCAUGGUGUAUGUCCCUUGCACUGAGCUGUGGUGUACUUUGCACAUUCCCAGCACUGAGCUGUAGUGCGUGUCCCCAUUCCCUGCACCACUCUGUGGUGCAAGCCCCUCCACCUUGUCUCUUGCACCGAGCCUUGGUACAGGUCCUGGUCCCUUCUCCUCUGCACCAAGUCGUGGUGCACAUCUUCACGACCCUUGCAGAGAGCUGUGGUGCACAACUUGACCCCCCUCUCACCAAGCCACGCUGCAGCUCAUCCUUUGCUUGCACCAGCCACAGCACAACUCCUGCUCCACACCAAGCCCUGUGCUGGCACGUCACCCUCACCCCUGCUGCACUGCCCCUCCCUUCCCCAGUGCGGGGCCUUUCUUGUCACCCCUUUGUGCCACGCCAUGCCCGGCCUCACCCUUCUCCCUGUGCUUUGCAGAGUUUCACUUUUCCCCUUCCCGUUUUUGGCCCCAGGAAAGCUGUCAAGUGCUGCUGGGCUGGCCCCAUGUCCCCUCCCUCCCCCUUUGCUGUGCAUAGUGCUUCUCACCCCUUUGGAGGAGAAGAGGCAGGGGCAGACACCAAAGCCCCCUGCGCCCUGGGCUCCUGCAGAGCCAAGUGGUCCGGUGGGGCUGAGGGCAGGUAUUUGAGCCCAACCAAGUUUUUAAGAGUAGAUUCAUUUCUGUGAACAAGAGUGUGAUUUUUUUUUUCCUUUUGUAAUUUAUGUAAAUAAAGUGGUUUGGUUUUGUUU
Dryobates pubescens (Downy woodpecker) is the source of this 3784-nucleotide messenger RNA. It is a transcript of the gene GRM2, whose product is annotated as glutamate metabotropic receptor 2. Gene Ontology annotation, biological process: G protein-coupled glutamate receptor signaling pathway; regulation of synaptic transmission, glutamatergic. The transcript has 5 exons. The record is from RefSeq and is a predicted model, not a curated record. Lineage: Eukaryota; Metazoa; Chordata; Aves; Piciformes; Picidae. Gene Ontology annotation, molecular function: group II metabotropic glutamate receptor activity. Gene Ontology annotation, cellular component: membrane. Bases 205 to 2814 code for a protein of 869 amino acids.